Molecule: messenger RNA, 366 nt
Organism: Stylonychia lemnae
Lineage: Eukaryota; Ciliophora; Spirotrichea; Sporadotrichida; Oxytrichidae
Source: the annotation of a GenBank genome assembly
AUGAAAAAGGGUGAAAAGGCAGGAGAAAUCAUGGCUGGCAGAAAGAGAGAAAUCUCUUAAGUUGCUGACGAUUAGAACUGGAGAUCAUAUGUCUCAAAUGAACUCAAAUGCGCUGAGAUUUGGAACCAAGAUUGGGGUUUCUUGGCUUCACAGCAAGACGGUUACCAGCAGACUCUGACAAAAGAAGAACAAAUUAGAAAAUUAGAAGAAGAACUUUCAUCUUUGAAAGUUAAAACCUUCUCCAAGACCAAUGACUCAUACGGCAAGGGAAAUAAUCUUGAGGCUUACCCAAUGAAGCAUUUGAAUAAAAAGACUGAUUAAGAUUUAAUGCCUUGCCCAAGACGCCCACCUAAGAAGAAGGAUUGA